CCAUAAUAGCGUUUGAGUCUUAUUGACAAAACUUGUCAGUUUAGGUUUAUUUGUUGACUUUAUAUAUUUAUAUUUUGAGAAUAUUAUUACCUUUUAAACCAAAUAAUUAUAAAAAUGCCUCCAAAGAAGAAAGGCGGUGGCAAAGGGGGGAUGGGAAACAUUAUUGAUGGCGUGGAUACAACUCAAAUGACAAGAGAACAACUAGAGGUAUUUUGUUUACGUAUAAAAGAAGAAAAUGAAAGAGAAAGAGAAGAACGUAAUUUCUUUCAAAUGGAGAGAGAUAAACUACGAACCUUUUGGGAAAUUACUAGAAAUGAGCUUGAAGAGGCGAGAGCAAAAUUGCGUAACAAGGACAGACAGAUAGAGGAGGCGGCAGAAAAAAAUGAAGACGAGCUGAAAUUUUAUAAGCAGAAAGUGAAACAUUUGCAAUAUGAGCAUCAAAAUGCGCUCACUGAAAGUAAGGCGGAGGCUCUCGUUUCAUUGAAGACCGCUCAAGAUGAGCAUACAGAACAGGAGAAAGAAUUGCUAAGGGACAAGAAAAUUUUGAAGCAACAAAUCAGGGAGCAUGAAAAUUCUUAUGAAGAUCAAAUAAAGGAUAUGAAAAUAGAACAUGAGAAAGAAAUCAGCCAAGUGAGAAGCGAUUUCGAAGAAAAAGCGAAAGAGAUGGAAAUUAAAUAUGAGCGCAAGUUUCAUGAAGUGCGAAUUCAAUUAAACACAAAGCAUGACAUGGAAAUCUCAGAGGUCGAAGAAAGGAAAAAUAAUCAAAUCACCGCAUUAAAAAAGCAUCAUGAUCAGGCUUUCAACGAAAUGAAAAAUUAUUAUAAUGAUAUUACGUUAAAUAAUUUAGCGUUAAUUAGCAGCCUUAAGGACCAAAUGGAGGUGUUACGGAAACAAAACGAGCGUAUGAGCAAACAGGUGGCAGACCUAACUUCUGAAAAUAAGAAAUUGGUUAAUCCAUUGAAGCAAGCACUAGCGGAUGUUAAAGAAUUUAAACGACAACUACAGAAUUAUGAGAAAGACAAAAUCUCUUUGGCGAAUACCAAGGCCAAAUUAAAUGAAACAACUAAGGACUUGGAAGACCUCAGAUGGUCCAAUGAUGCACUACAAUUACGAUUUGCAAAGUUACAAGAAGAAAGGGAUGAGCUCCAUGACCGGUUUGUGAAAGCAAUUCUUGAAGUGCAACAGAAAACUGGGGUAAAGAACAUUCUGCUUCAGAAGCGAAUACAGACGUUGAGUCAAGUAUCGGACCAUAAGGAUGUCGUAAUUGGAGAGCUCACAACGUCUUUGAAAGUUUCUCCGGAUAAAACUAACAGGAAACUGGAGGAAAUCCUUUCAAGAAAAAAUUCCACUAUAAGUGAUUUGCAAUAUGAGUUGGCAAGAGUUUGUAAGGCCCACGAUGACCUCCUAUUUACAUUUGAGGAAAAACUGAAAAUGUAUGGUAUACCACAAUCAGAACUUGGAUUUACCCCAUUAAGGAUGAUUCCUCAAGGACAGGCCGGAUUGGCAAGAGGUCCAGCUGGAUUGGUAACUCAAAAUAAAUAAGUGAUAGAUUAAACUGGUGUUUCAAAUUAGUUAUCAAUUUUUCGAUAACAAUUACCAAUAAAAAUAUACACUUUUA
Molecule: messenger RNA, 1618 nt
Organism: Anthonomus grandis grandis
Lineage: Eukaryota; Metazoa; Arthropoda; Insecta; Coleoptera; Curculionidae
Gene: Gas8
Product: dynein regulatory complex subunit 4
Exons: 10
Coding region: 115-1542 (475 amino acids)
Biological process (GO): cell motility
Cellular component (GO): microtubule; Golgi apparatus; motile cilium
Molecular function (GO): small GTPase binding; microtubule binding
Source: RefSeq, a predicted model, not a curated record